This is a messenger RNA of Annulohypoxylon truncatum, 1686 nucleotides long. RefSeq lists its product as uncharacterized. The transcript is spliced from 3 exons. Gene Ontology annotation, molecular function: nucleic acid binding. Bases 179 to 1327 code for a protein of 382 amino acids. NCBI's taxonomy places the organism in Eukaryota, Fungi, Ascomycota, Sordariomycetes, Xylariales, Hypoxylaceae. The record is from RefSeq and is a predicted model, not a curated record.
GCGGAUAUUUGUUUUGCCGGUCUUAUCGUCUUAUCGGAUGGUACCUAGGUACAUAUUCUAGACUUAUCGGCCAAAAAUUAUUGAAAAUCGGACCCCACUGUCAAAGCAAAACCGCCUCUAAAUUAUACAAUCGUACCUGAAUUUGCGAUUUCGACUUUAGAAGGUCGAUCUAGCUACGAUGGGUCUCGCAGGACCUAGGAAUCGUCGGAAGAUCCAAAACGAUCCGAAUAACACCAAAUGGAGCCGCGACGAGACUACCUUCGGCCAGAAGAUUCUGCGAGCGCAAGGUUGGGAACCUGGAAAGUUCCUGGGCGCACAAAACUCCUCUCACUCUCACCUACAUUCCGCUGCGAGCGCCGCCCCCAUAAAUGUUUUCUUGAAAGAUGAUACCCUGGGAUUGGGUGCGAAGCCCAAGCAUAAGCAGAAUGCCGAAUGCACUGGCCUUGAUGUCUUCAAGGACCUUCUUGGUAGACUCAAUGGGAAGUCCGAGGAGGUAAUUGAGAAAGAGAGAGAAGUUCGAUCGGGUAUCAAGACGAACCUGUAUGUGGAGAGGAAAUAUGGUCUUAUGAGGUUUGUCAGUGGAGGACUUCUGGUUGGAGAUCAGAUGAACGAAUUGACAAACACGACUACCAAAACACCCAAUCUCAAGGAAGAAGACGAAGAAAAACCAGUUUUAAAGUCAGAGGACGCUACAAUUCUACCCACGAAGAAGCAGAAGAAAGAGAAGUCGUCUAAAAAGCGAAAAGCGGAAGAUACCGAUUCCAUAGACAGCUCCGAUGCUAUCCCCGAGAAGAAGCGGAAGAAGCGAUCAAAAACCGAGGACUCAGUAGACGACCCGACCGACACCCGAGAAGUUGAGAAGUCUAGCAAGAAAAAACACAAGAAGUCGAAACGAAAAGAAAACGAAAAGACUGAGUCAGCUGGACCAGAGAAGGACAAGAAGAAGAGUAAGAAGUCAAAGAAGGGUUCUCGGGACGAAGCUGGGGAAAUUGGCACUUCUACCUUGUCAGAAGAUGCUCUACUAGAAAAGCCGUUAUCAAAAGAAGAGAGGAGAGCGAGAAAGAAGGAGAAGAAGGCAAAGAAGCAGAAACAACUGGAAACCCCAGAUUCCUCCACAGAAGCCGCUGGUUCAACAGAUACAUCAACCCCGGUAUCUCUUAUUACUCCUCAGGAAAGUGGUGCGUCAACACCAAUUGGCACGGGCGCUUCGACUUCCCAGGGCCUUUCCGCACGGCAUUAUGCUCGAUCACGUCAUAUCGCAUCUAAACGAAUGGCCAUGGCCGACAUGGCAGCCUUAAACCAGAUUUUCAUGGUAAAGCCAGUUUGAUAGAUGAAGUGAAGUGAUGGACAGGUUGGCUGUAUGAGAGCGCCUAUGAUACCCGAUAGAGCAUGAGUCUGAGGAUUGAAAACAAUGAUGAAACUUACACAAACCUCAUGGCAAAUUUCAUUAAAGAGAUCCGUGAUGGUGAAAUAAAAAGUCUAACAGAUGCGUACCUAGACGAAGAGUUCGUAUAUUAGAAUUAGAGCGCCUACGUUCUAGGAGCCGGGGCUCAACCACUAUAAACUCAUAUUUUCCAACAUAUUCGUCCCUUCGCCGACAUACGGGACGGAGAAUAUUCACAGUGUCAAGAAUAAUAUCCACGCGUUACGCCGGUGGCUUGACCUGCAUAUCAUCUGGCCUCUGGU